Cricetulus griseus (Chinese hamster) is the source of this 4435-nucleotide messenger RNA. The record is from RefSeq and is a predicted model, not a curated record. Lineage: Eukaryota; Metazoa; Chordata; Mammalia; Rodentia; Cricetidae.
AGGGCAUGGAUGACAGGCCCUCUGAGGAGGUGCCGGAAGUUGAAAGGGGACAUCCAGGGGUGGGGCUUACAGGCCAUAGGUGACCGUCCUGCGGGAGGCACCUGGAGGAAACAUGGGGUGUUAACGGAAUAAAGAGACCCCAUGCUAUCAAGGUUUCCCUCACCUGCCCUAGCAACAGGGAUGGGGAUUCAGCCCCAGGCUGCAGGAAGGGACCUUCCCAGUCACGGCUGGGAUGAUGCUGCCCCUCCCACUGAAGUCAGCUUAGACACUACUUCCGGCUGCCAAACUGCCCUUCCUUUCCUCUGUGGCUGAGGCUGGGCAGUGAUCUUCCCACCUCACUGUGGCCCUGAUAGUGACAUGAGCUAUAUACCUCCCAGCUUCAUCUGGCUGUGCCUCGGGUCUCUGCCUGUCUGGGUCCCUGGUUUUGCAUAGAAACUCAGUGUCUUUGCUGAGGGCUCCUGUUGCACGUCAGCUACCCACCAUGGCAUAUCAUCACAUUGUCUGUUGCUGGAGAUGCCUGUCUGUCAUGUACGCACAAUGACUGCAACAACUGGGGGGUGCUGUUACAUGCCCGGCAACUACGCAUGUGUCUUCACCAAGCCUUGGCCCGUCAGCAACUAUCUAUGAAUGUGUCCCGCUCCACAGUGGGAGACCCAGACCCACGCAUGAUGCCCCAGGGCUGUGGGAGAGGCUGGCACUGUGUCGUGCACAGCUCCCGUUACUGCCUCAGCUCAUGGCCUCCACUGGUGCGGCUCAACAGGGACAGGCCCCUGCCCCACCCCCUUUCCAGGACACCUUGCCCUGAGCCCAGCUCUCAGGAGCCCUAGACAAAGCAAUAUAGAAUGUGAGCCACCGAGGGGUCUGUAACUCUCUUACUAGUCCCUCUCUCCUGUCACACAGGGCAGGAGAUCCUAGAGUGUUCUUGCUGUUGAUGGGGUAGGGCUGGGAUGUCCAUUCCAGAGGAAGGAAGUCACUGCUGCACCAUGGCAACCCAUGUGAGAGACUCCAGACCCAGUGACUGCGUCUGCCUAUUGAGCAGCAGUGAGGAGAGGCAGCUGCCAGGACUUGAGUUAGAUGUGGAAAGUUACAUUGAAGAGUAACAAAAACUUCACCUGUGUGCCUGUAGAGCCCAUGACUGUUUGCGGUUUCCAAAGAGGCAGUGCAGGGAAGCCCCAGGGAGCUGACUUCACAUCACAUGAGGGGGUAGUGUUGGGAGCCUUCUGUAGUGUGUCUCCUCUCCUCAAUACGAAUUACAGAGCGGACCCCAGCACACUCAGUGGCUGCUUGCAGAGCCUGUGUGUGUAUUCUCUCAAGGCUGGAUGGGGAAAACAUAUGCUUCAUUGGCCCAACCUUCUCUGGUCACCUGAGCCUGUCACUUGCUGCAGAAUCCGUCACAGUCGUGUGUAGAGUCUCUGUCCUGAGCACUGGCUUUGCCCGUGGCUCAGCCCUGCAGCUCCACGCCUCUCUGGAGAAGUCAACACCAUCAACAAAACCGGUCUGUAGAUCCUCUGCAGGCCUAAGGGCCUCAACUCUUCGGCAGAAUCCCUGCCCUGACCUGACUGCAGAAUGGAAGUCUUUUUACAGAGCUGAAAUCUCUUGGCGAGGCCUGCCGUGGUUUUCCUCACCUGUGGACAUCAUCUGUUUGCUGGACCUACCCUGCAUAGGAAGCUCUGGCGCAUCCCCAGAACUUUCCCAGGCUUUAAGAGCCUGCCUCUGAUGAGGAAGCCGAUCUGUGGCCACAGCACUUUGGAGAGCUUUAGGUGGUGCUAGAACUCUUGCUUGGAGCCUGUAACACAGGUGGCCAGAGGUUGGCCUCCAACAUUUGCAUCUCCAUCACCCUUGCUUAGCCUAGGAUGGACACCAACCAGGACCUCCCAGCCAUUGACAGCCACAGAGAGCUCCAAAUAUGGAUUACCCAGAACCUAAAGAUGCUGCCACUGCCUGAAAGGGCUCACGGGAACUUCUUUGAGGAAUGCUGCUAUGUUAUCCUCCAUGUCCCUCAGAGCCCAAAGGCUACCCAAGGAGGGUCGAGCGACCUGCACUACUGGAUCGGAAAGGAGGCCAGCGCAGAGACCCAUGGGGCCACAGUCACCUUUGUGCAGCGCCUACAGGAGGAUCUGGGAGACCAGAUGGUGCUGCACCGAGAGUCACAGGGCCAUGAGUCUGACUGCUUCCACAGCUACUUCCACCCGGGAGUCAUCUACAGGAAGGGAGGCCGAGCCUCUGCUCUCAAGCACACGGAGACCAACGCGUACAAUGUCCAGCGACUGUUCCACAUCAGGGGAAGGAAGCAUGUGUCUGCCACUGAGAUCCAGUGGAACGGCCCCCAAACCAGCGUUUCUGAGAAAUCGCGGGCGCUGGCCCUGACUCGAAGCCUCAGGGAUAGGGGACCUGGUGGCCGUGCCCAGGUUGGUGUGGUGGAUGACGAGAAUGAAGCCACUGACCUCAUCCGCAUCAUGGAGGCUGUGCUGGGCUGCAGGUCAGGCAGCCUGAGAGCUUCUGUGCCCAACAACAGUGUCAGCCAGCGGCAAAAGGCCAACGUCCGUCUCUACCAUGUCAGCGAGAAGGGAAUGGACCUGAUAGUCCAAGAAUUGGCGACCCGCCCACUGACCCAGGACCUCCUGCAAGAUGAAGGCUGCUAUCUCCUGGACCAGGGUGGCUUCAAGAUUUACAUGUGGCAGGGACGAAAGUCCAGCCCCCAGGACAAGAAGGCUGGGUUCAGCAGGGCUGUGGGCUUCAUCCAGGCCAAGGGCUACCCAAACCACACCAACGUGGAGGUGGUGAAUGACGGUGCAGAGUCCACCGCCUUCCAGCAGUUGUUCCAGACGUGGUCGAAGGAGCUAGAUGGGAAAAAACCCAGAGGGAAAAAUAAACUGAUGCAGGCCAAACUGGACAUAGGCAAGCUGCACACCCAGCCUGAGCUAGCAGCCCAGCUCAGAAUGGUGGAUGACGGCUCUGGGAAGGUGGAGGUAUGGUGCAUCCAGGACUUCCAAAGGCAGUCUGUGGACCCCAAGCACCAUGGACAGUUGUGCUCAGGAAACUGUUACCUUGUCCUCUACACAUACCAGACACUGGGCCGUGUCCGGUACAUCCUGUACCUCUGGCAGGGCCACAAGACCACCAUAGAAGACACCAAGGCCCUGAACCACAAUGCUGAGGAGUUGGACAUUGCAUACCAGGGAGCACUGGUGCAGGCUCAUGUGACCAUGGGCAGAGAGCCCCCCCACUUCCUAGCCAUCUUCCAGGGGCAGCUGGUGGUCUUCCAGGGGAGUGCAGGCAAUGGAGGGAAGAGGCUGCCAAUUUCCACCACAAGGCUGUUCCACAUGCAAGGGGCCGAUAGCCACAACACCCAAACCAUGGAGGUGCCGGCCCGUGCUUCCUCCCUCGCCUCCAGUGACAUCUUCUUUCUGAUCACAAAAGACAGCGGCUACCUCUGGUUUGGGAAGGGCUGUAAUGGUGACCAGCGUGAGAUGGCGCGGAAGGUGGUCACUGUCUUCACGGGACAUAACAUGGAAACCGUGCUGGAGGGCCAGGAGCCUCCCCACUUCUGGGAAGCCCUCGGAGGCCGGGCCCCCUAUCCCAGCAACAAGAGGCUUCCUGAGGAGCUCUCCAGCAUCCAGGCCCGACUAUUUGAGUGCUCCAGCCCUUCAGGCUGCCUGGUCCUCACAGAAAUGGUGUUCUUCAGCCAAGAGGACUUGGACAAGUAUGACAUCAUGUUACUAGACACCUGUCAGGAGGUCUUCCUAUGGCUUGGGGAAGGUGCAGGUGAACGGAAGAAGGAGGCAGUGGCCUGGGGCCAUGAGUACCUGAGAACUCACCCAGCAGAGAGGAGCCUGGACACACCCAUCAUUCUCGUCAAGCAGGGCCACGAGCCUGCCACCUUCACUGGGUGGUUUGUCACCUGGGACCCCUACAAGUGGACGAACAACCAGACCUAUGAGGAGGUGGUGGAGAGACGCCCGAGACCAGCAUCUGCCAUCUCUGAGAUAACAGCGGAAGUACAUAACUUCCAGCUAACUCAAUGGCCCACUGACAAUAAGGGAGGUCCCUCGACCCUCCUGGCCUCCAGGGAUUCCCAGGACAGCCCAGAGAAUGAUCCAGAGCUGGGCCUUGGCGUGGAUGGCAAGAACCCCAGCAAAAGCCCCAGCAGUCACUGCAGCAGCUCAGUGGUCAAUGGGAGCCUGCCCCGGGAAAGGCUGGUACACCAGGCCGUGGAGGACCUGCCACAGGGUGUGGACCCUGCCUGCAAGGAGUUCUAUCUCUCAGACUCUGACUUUCAAGACAUCUUCGGGAAAUCCAAGGAGGAGUUCUACAGCAUGGCCAAGUGGAAGCAGCUGCAAGAAAAAAAGAAGCUGGGCCUCUUCUGAGCCGGGGACCCCGAGUUUCCUCCUGAAUUCAGUAACUCCCCCUUCUUAAUAAAUGUCAGUGGCUGGUG